CUGCAAUAAAACCUUGUAACGAAAAAAUCAAUAAACAAGUCGACAUCCCUUGCUUAAAGUUCCGUAUGCCGAGGGAUGUACUCUGCCGCACUCUGUUCUACUUACAAACUAUACAUGUAUAAAUUCGCUACUCGUAUUCUAUUUUACAACUCGUAAUUUAACACGAUUUGGUCUUUAAUAUAUAUCUAAUUAAUUUUAAACCAUUGAAAUAGUUUAAGUAAGUCAGAUGUAUAUUAUGUUAUAAUUAAUUUAAUGAUAUUAUUAUAGGGUGUAGUUAGGUAUAGCUAUACCUACUUAUUUUGGUAUUUAAUAUUCCACAGAUUCUUUUGAAAUGGAAUUUAAGUUCGAUAUAAAAGAUUUAGCUGAAGCAGUAAUUGUGAGAAUUGAUCAUACUUUGAAACCUGUCGGCUAUGAUGAAGAAGAUGAAAAGUAUGGUUAAAAAUCAUAAAUAUCUAUAAUACGAAUAUUAUAUCUACAAAAUAAUUACAAUUUUUACAGUAUACAAAGAAGAGUUGCGAUGAUUAUUGACGAAAUGGGUAAAGCAUCUGCUAGAGCUCAAAAUUUAAAAAUGCCCAUAACAACAGCCGAAAAAUUAUCAAAAUCUGAUAAUAUAAUAUAUUUAUUGACUGAGCAAAUUAAUGAAGAGUAUGUAAUUCAUAAUUAAAAAAAUUGAUAUUUUGAAUAACAUAGGUAACAUUACUGUAAUAUUACAUAAUUAUUAGAACAUUUGCUGUUGUUGGAAUUUUAAAAAUGGGAUGGAAAAAAUUAUACCUUUUUGAUAAAAAAGGUAUUCGGUCUGAAGCUAUGGUGUAUUGUUUACUUGAUUUUUAUAUUCAUGAAACCAGACAACGUCAAGGAUAUGGCAAUCAAUUAUUUGAAUAUAUGUUAAAGGUUUUUAUUACUAUUGAUACUUAGAUUAUAGAACAUUAAAUAUAAUUCUUAACUGGUCUUAGGAUAAUGAGUUGGAAGCAAAACAACUAGCUAUUGAUAGACCUUCAAAAAAAAUGUUACAGUUUAUGCAAAAGCAUUAUUCACUUAAGAAACUAGUCGAUCAAGGGAAUAAUUUUGUCAUCUUUGAAGAGUUUUUUGAUAUUCCAGGUAAUGUAUCUAUAUAAACCAAUUGUUUUGUUUUUAAGUGUACAAAUCCAAAACUUCUAACAAGUACUUCUUUAUAUAUAUUUCAGGAUUAACACAACUAAAAGAUAAAUAUGACAGGUAAGGGGUUUUCGAUAAAUAUCAAACAUAUAGGUAUUGAAUGUAAGUAUUUUUUAAAUAGACUAUUAUUUUAAUUUGUUUAAAUUAAUAAUUUCUAUGUAGUACAAAUGGGUACAGAAACAAACCAACAUAUGGACGCCAUGCUGCUAACAAGCAUAUUGAUUCUAUGUCUGAUGUAAGUGUAAUAAUAUAUUUCUAUCUUGCAUCAAACUUCAAUUUAAUAUUCAAAUUUAUAUGUAAUUUUAGAUAUUACAAGGAGCUAGUAGUGCAACCCGAUUGAAUGACAAAUAUGUUGCUAACGCUGAUAUGUGAGUUAUAUUUUUCAAAUAGAUAUUAUAUUAUCUUUUAUUAUAAUUAUAAUUUAAACUAUCGUUGUUUUCACUUGUAAACAGUAUCAAUAAUAAAUUUAAAGACAAUAAACCAAAUCUUGUCACAGUUCUUCCUUCAGAAAAAAAUUUAAAUGAUACAACUAAUGGAAAGAAAGGUGUCCCACCAAAAUUGGAUCUCAAAUUUCAUCAUUCAAACUUAUGGUAAAAUUAUUUAUUAAUUAUUCUAUGGUGUAAAAAACAUUGCUUUUUUAACAGUCAUAUUUAAGUAGUAUUAUUAUUUGUAAUUGUAUUUGGUAAUAUUAAUAUAAUUAGGGCAUGAAUACACCGCUUAUUUAUAGGACAAACGCCAUUAAAUCAAUAUUAUAUCUUAACAAAUUAUAAUUAGAACAUUAGAUUUGUUUUAAAAAGGUUUAUAUGUUAAUAAUACUACAAAUUUGUUUAAGAGUUUUAAAUAUACACUUCUAAUAUUUAUUAUGUUAAAAUAAAUAGGUAUAUAAAACUAUAAAUGUAUUAAUAAUCAUAAUUUUUAAUUUUUAUUUAAAAAUUAUUAUAUUGUCAUAAUUAUGAUACUUAUAUAACAUUAAUUUAUGUUUGUGAAUUUGUGUAGAAAUUAAUUAACUAUAUUUGUUUGUUGUGUUGUCUAUAUUGUCGUAUACUUAAAUAAGUAAUACUUUUUGUUUUCCAUUUUAAUAAGUGUCAUAUUUAUGAAUAAGCUAGGUAGAUUACAUAAUACCAACCCCUAAAUUUAUAUAAUACUUUUUACUUAGGAUAUUCUAUAUCUAAUUUAAAACAAAGUUAUACUACUAUUGUAAUACAUUUUAAAUUUAUUACUACUAAGUGACUAUUUAAUAUCACUUUUUUUUUUUUAACAUAAUAAUAUAUACUGUAUUACCUAUUUUUUAGCUAUUAGUUAUUAUUUUGAAGUAAAAAUAAAAGGUUUUUAGAAUGAAUAAAAUUAUUAUUUUUUUUUUUUUAAAUUACAAUAAAAUAAAAUAACAAACAGUUAUCAAUAUUUUAUUUUUAGGGAAAUAUAAGAUGUUUUCAAAGUUUAGAUUACCAUUUUGUUAGGUGGGUAAAACACCAUUAACUUUUAAUUUAAAUUCAUAAAAAGAGAUUAACUUUUAAUUUUUAAAUUGAGUAGUUUCACAGGAGGUAGGGAAGAGCCGAACAUUAUCCAGAUACUGCUGCUACACAGAUGAUGCUCAUUGUUCAUUUCACACCCGUGUCUCUCUGCAAAAAAAAUAAACGUAAGAGUGGUAUAUUUCACCAAUGAGAUGAUUGAAAUAAAACAUUUUACAGUAAAAGAAUUACAAAAAUGCAAUUAAACUAAAAUUUCAUCUGUUAUUAAUUAAAUUUUGAUCCUAAAUUAAGCUUCCUAUUUUUAAAUUAAAAGUUGGGGUGAACAAGAUACAGAUAAUGCAACUUAUAACCACUGUGUGGAUCUUAAAUUUCUCAAAACGGUAAUUUUAAUCAAAAUUGUUGAUUUUUAGACUUGUGGCUCGUUUAGUAUUCUGUUUACAUUCAAAUGUAUACAUCAAACCACUGUACCAGCCACAUCAGCUUUAAAACUAUACUACAAUAUAUAAAUUAUAAAAUAAUGAAAAGUGACUUUAAAUAGGAAAAAAAUGAGAAACAUAAACUGUUAAUUUAUAUAUUAUACAUUAAAUAAGUACAAAUCUGAAAAAUUAUCAUUAUUUAUUAUAUUCGUGGAAGAACAAUAAUAAUAAUAAUUCACAAGAGAAAACAUUAUAAUUACUAAUAUACAAUCAUAUAUGUUUAAUGCAAAACAAUUAUUUAUUUUGUUAUUAAUUUGUAUACAGUUAACUAAAAAUUGUUUAAAAUAUUAGAUAUCCAGUUCCUCAAAUGACACUAAACACUGUUAUCCCUAUAACAUAAAUACAUAAAAUAAAAUAAUAUAUUUUGCAUUCAAUUACUUUGUAAUUUCAAAGAUAAUUAGACAACAAAAUUAUAAAACAUAAAAAAUUUUAAUGGCAUUAAUUAAGGCAUAAUUUAUUUAUAUUAAAUAAUACAAAUAAAUAUACAUUUAAAAUAAAUGUGUACUUAUGACCAGAGCUGGUCUUAUGCAGAUGUCAAUUUGGUCUCUUCUCAGGGUCUUGUGUAUUUGUAUGACAUUUUAAGGGUUAAUGAUAUUAAACAUUGUAUUAUAAUUUAAUAUUUCACAGAUUGUGAACUAGGGACGUCUCCAGACCUUGACCAUGGGUUGGGGGGGGGGUUGUACUAAGGUAGGAUAUAUUGAGGGAAAUUGAAUGCAUAUCUAUAUCUAAUCAAAUUUAAUCAUUGUCAACAAAAAAACGAUUCUGAGAGGAACUUGGUUAAUAAUACUAUUAACCAAGUAUUGCUCAAGUCUAAAAUAUGUUUAAUCAUCUUGAUGGUAUUUGGACCUAGUUGCAUUUUUACUAAAGAAUUAUAGAUAUUUUGUGUAGCAAAAAAGAACACUACAUGGUUUAUGGGGGGGAGAAUCGCCUCCCUUUUGUGAACUUCAAGUUGUCAUGAAAAGUAAUUUAUUAAUACUUAAUUCAGAUUUUCGGAUUUUCCCAACUUUGUAGUAAAAUAGUAGUAAACAACUUCUUAUCACAUAAUCAUGCCUCAAUAUAAUAUCUGUAAUUAUACUUUACUACAAAACAUUAUAUUUAUAUUUAUUUGACAUGGUUAUUUUAAUCCUUUUAAUAUUUUGUAAUCCAGUACCUAUCAAAAUUAUUUAAAUUUUGUUCUUGAAACUAAAGCAAACAGCACCAUCUUAUUUGCAUUAAGUGGAUCAUGAAGUCUACUUGAGAUCGAUUUAUUCACACUUUUUGAUUUUAAUUUAUCUAAAAGUUAAAAUAUUCCAUAUUUUUUUUAUUACUCUUUAAUUAGUAUGGCUUCAUUUUAAUUUUAAGGAGAUAAAUUGAAAAAGUUAAUCUCAAGUAGACUCACGACAAAUUCAAAUUUGUUUCUUGAUAAUUUAUCGCUUCACUAAAUCAAUCAAUAAGUUGGAAUUAAAAUAUGUCUAAAUCCUUACAUUCCAUGUGUGUAAGACAAAGACUCGUUGCUUCCAAUCCCCUUAAGUAUUAUUUCCCAUUGAUAUUAUACAAUAUUAUUACUAAAAAUGAAUCGUAAUAUUUUAAUAAAUUCAUUAUAAUUUUACUUAUUAGUAUCAUCACAAAAUAUAUUAAAUGGUUACAUUAAAAUUUCAUCUUACAUACAUAGUUCAUAACUGAAGCAUAGAUUUAUAUUCAUUUAAACAGCUAAAAUAUGUAAAAAUAUAAAAUAUAUUAUUUCAUUAUACAGUGUGCAGUAUUAACAUUAUUGUUUUAGAUUUUUGAUAUUGAAUGUCGUAUAUAUAUAAUUUUACACCUGUAGUUGAAGUUUAUAAAAAAAUAGCUGAUACUGGGGAUAGGAGUGGCCACUGUUGUAGGUGAGAAGUUGGGAAGGUAGGAUACAUAAAGUUAUUUCAUUUAUAUCUAUAAGCACUAAUAAGUCAAGAUCUCACCUUCACCUUAAGGCCGGCUCUGGUUAUAACCAUUAUUAAUUAAUUAAUAUAUAAUUUGUCAAAAUUUUUUUAUUUAUAGAAAUAUAAUCAAAACAAAUUACUUGUUUAACAUUGAAUUCAAAAUACUUUUUGACAUUGAAUAACGAGCUUCAUUUUCAUUACUAAAUUUGAUCCACUGUUGCCGUACACAAACCCACCUUUGCCUGUGUUCCUUAAGGAGUUCACUAAUUGGAGGAUUGUCAUCACUAAACUUAAAGUAAAAAA
Messenger RNA from Cinara cedri, 5298 nucleotides. The record is from the annotation of a GenBank genome assembly. Lineage: Eukaryota; Metazoa; Arthropoda; Insecta; Hemiptera; Aphididae.